This is a messenger RNA of Carcharodon carcharias (great white shark), 2838 nucleotides long. RefSeq names its product BRCA1 associated RING domain 1 (gene bard1). The record is from RefSeq and is a predicted model, not a curated record. Gene Ontology annotation, molecular function: protein binding. The transcript has 11 exons. Bases 155 to 2557 code for a protein of 800 amino acids. NCBI's taxonomy places the organism in Eukaryota, Metazoa, Chordata, Chondrichthyes, Lamniformes, Lamnidae.
CCCCUGGCUGUCAGCAAUGGCGAGGCCCCUCCCGCGGGCUGUCAGCCAUGGCGGUGCCGCUCCCCCCCCCGUGCUGUCAAUCAUGGCGGUGCUCCUCCCGCCCCGUCUUUGAUGUUUUGGCGCGAUUUGGCGGCGGCUGAAGAGGAGAGUGGGGAUGUCGGGGCUGCAUUCGGAGCCUGUUUUCGGGCUGACUCAGGCCUGGGUUCGCACCGCUGAGGCCCUGGCCGCGCUGGAGGCGAUGCUAGAGUGCUCGGGCUGUUGCAAACUGCUUCAGGAGCCUGUCUGUCUUGGAGGCUGUGAGCAUGUAUUUUGCCGAGUUUGUGUUGCUGAUUCCUUUGGAAAGAACUGUCCAGUAUGUCACUCUCCUGCCUGGGUGAAAGAUCUGCAGCCAAACAGACAGCUACACAGCAUGGCCAAUCUGUGCAGCCAGCUUCGAGGUCUACUGGAUGAAAGAGGCUCUCCAGCUGCUAAAUGUUUUCCAGCUGGGCCAGAAAUUAGCCCUGAAGGAGUAACUGGUAAAAAAUGGCAAAUGAGAACAUGGUUCAGUCCUCGCAGUAGAAAAAUGAGAUGUGUGCUGGAUAUGGACGUUAGUAGGAAAAAUCAGAAAGUGAAUCCAAGCUCUGGUUUUAAUGGGACACCAUCUUCAGUGUUUGAAUUCUUGUCGUCGCCAUCUCCUCCCCUUGAUUCUCCAAAGAAGAAACGUCCAACCAAGUCAAAACAGGAAGUGAGGAAAAGAUUGGCUGAUGCCAAUAAAUAUUGGGGUUUUGGAAAGAGAAGAAGCAAGAAAAUGGAGAGAAAAAAUGACAGCCCUGGGAAAGUGGAUUAUGAUAGAGUUGUCUCAUUUUGCAGCCAACCAGAGGUCUCCAGUCAGGGACAAGCAAUUCCAGGUGAGAGAGCUGAAGAUUCACUUGCAGUUCCACUGGCCGACAGUCUGAUUGGCUCCAGUACAGAGUCGUCAGCCACAAAUUUAAUUAACCACCCUUCUGAAGCAUGUUCCAUUGCAACAGUUUCCAGCUGCAAUGAUGUUUCCCUUGGACAGUUGGAUCAAACCUUCAAGAAGAAAGGAGACACUUUUUCUCUUGUUCCUGUGCCAACAACACAUUUCAGAUCCAAAAGAGCAAGAAAAUCAUCAGAUUCAAGAACCAACACUCCCUCAAAAAAGAGCAGAAAAGAAGUACAGAGUCCUUGCUUUGAAAGGCCACCUGCAAAUCAUAUUGCAAAUGUAUGUGAGCCAGCUAAAUUAGACACGCAACAGAAAUCGCCAGCUACUCCAGUAUUUAGAUCUCAGUUGAACAAGGAUAUCAAUGGGCCACAAGCCUUCUCUUCAGAAAAUAGCUGUAGUACACCAUCUAGCAGAGGCAAUAGUCAGAGAAAACAAUAUGCAACACAGAAAUCUCCUCGAACGCCAUUACCUGUGUUUAGAAACCAGCCGCCUGGAAGUUGUGCAAUGACUCCCAUCUCUCCUCUUACUCCCACGAUGAAGAGAAAUCACAAGGGUGAGACUCCACUUCAUGUUGCUUCCAUAAAGGGUGACAUUACAACAGUGGAACAGCUAUUGGAGAAUGGAGCUAAUCCAAACAUCAAAGACCAUGCAGGAUGGACACCAUUGCAUGAAGCCUGUAACCAUGGACAUGUGGAAAUUGUAGAGCUGUUGUUGAAAUUUGGCGUUUUAUUGAACACACCGGGAUACCAGAACGAUUCUCCCUUGCAUGAUGCUGUCAGGAAUGGACAUGUAGAUGUUGUCAAGCUGCUGAUCUUACACCGAGCCUCUCAGAAUGUGAUCAAUAUCUUUGGUUUGCGGCCUGUUGAUUAUGCAAAUUCUGAAGAAAUGAUUGCAGCUCUACAGCACUCCCGUAAAGAUGAAGAUCCAGUUGCUGAGCAGAGCUUUGCAAUAACUGCAAGCCAGCGAAGAGAUAGACCUAUAGUGAUGUUGGGAAGUGAACUCCUACCAGCCAAGAAGAAUAAACUUAACAAAUUAGCCAAGCUUCUGAAAGCUGGGAACUGCACGGAAUUUAAUACCUCGGUGACGCACAUUAUUGUUCCCAAUGACCAUGCUCUCUGUACCAUGAAAUGUUUGAUGGGGAUCAUCUCUGGCUGCUGGCUUGUGGAUUUUCAAUGGGUGACAGCCUGCCUGGAGAUCAGUGACAGAGUUGUAGAAGAAGACUAUGAAAUAAGCAGUGUAAAUGGUCCCAAACGUGGGCGACUCAACCAGGAGCAGCAGCUGCCAAAGCUGUUUGAUGGCUGCCACUUCUAUUUCAUGGGGCCAUUCAGAAGUUACAAGAAAGAUGAGCUUGUUCAUUUGGUCAAGGUUGGUGGGGGCCAGGUCCUUGCCCGGCAGCCCAAGCCGGAUAGCGACGUGACUCAGAGCAUCAACACUGUGGCUUACCAUGCGUUCCCUGGCUCAGAUCAGUCAUUCUGUACACAGUACAUCAUCUAUGACAAAGACAGUAAUUACAAGCCAGAAAAAGUGAGGCUGGGCAAAGUAUGGACUACCCAUUCUACGUGGCUGAUUGACUGUGUGAAAUCAUUUGAACUGCUUUUGGUUCCUGAGCACUAAUGGAAUUAUAUCUAUAUAUGGAGUUGAUUUAUUUUAUAAAAUUAAGACUCAAAACAAUGUGCAUCUAUAUACUAUUGAUUAAAAAUUAUGAAAAAUAUUGCUUUAAGAUGUAAAAGCAGCUCAGAGAAAAUGUGAAUAAUAAAAUUAUGUGUCAAAAUUUGGUUAAACUAAUCACUAAAAAUUGCUUUAUAAUGACCUUCCUCUGUAACUUUACUUAUACUGUGUCACAUUAAGUAUUCAUUACGCUAAAUUAGGCUCAUUCAAUAAAAAGAUUUAUUUUA